Messenger RNA from Leguminivora glycinivorella, 1118 nucleotides. RefSeq lists its product as uncharacterized. The transcript is spliced from 2 exons. Lineage: Eukaryota; Metazoa; Arthropoda; Insecta; Lepidoptera; Tortricidae. The record is from RefSeq and is a predicted model, not a curated record. Gene Ontology annotation, molecular function: nucleic acid binding; zinc ion binding. The coding region runs from base 25 to 939 and encodes 304 amino acids.
GUGGGAAAAGUCGCGUGCUUCGAGAUGGAUGGUGGAAAUUGGCAAACUUAUUGUGAUCGGCUGGAUAUGUAUUUUUUGGUAAAUAAGGUGGAGGAUAACAUGAAGCUGCCGACGCUGAUCAGCUGUAUAGGAGACUCCGCGUAUGAGCUGAUGGUCAAUCUGUGCAGCCCGAAGAAACCGUGUGACUGCAAAUACGACGAAGUGAUUAAAGUGAUGGCUAAUUAUCUACAGCCGAAACCGUCGGUAGUAGCCGAAAGGUUCAAAUUCCGUCAAUGUCGACAGAGUAGCGGCCAAUCUGUAGCUAAUUUUAUGGCGGAAUUGAAGAAAGCGUCCAAGUAUUGUGAUUUUGGUGCUAAUCUGGACGAUAAUAUGAGAGACCAAUUUGUGUGUGGCAUAAAUAGUGAUUUUGUUAGGCAGCGAUUGUUUGCGGAGGAAAGUCUAUCUUAUAGCAAGGCGGUUACGAUUGCUACUACGCUGGAGGCGGCCGAACGGGAUUCACAUGCAAUCGGAGAUAAGGAUAAUGCUAGUGACAAAAAUGAUGUAAAAUCAGUACAUAAGAUUCAACCGGUCAGUGCGGGACGUAGUCUAUGCGAGGCGUGCGGCGACCCUCAUCAUAAACAAAGCGAGUGCAAAUUUAGUCAAUAUGUGUGUGACGUGUGCAAAAUUAGGGGCCAUUUACGUAGGAUGUGCCCGCAAGUUAUGCGUGGCAGCAGUUUUGGGGCUAAUCGUCGUGGCAAUGGGGGCCGCGGGGCGGCGAACCGCGCGCGGUCAUGGCGCGGGGGCUGGAGCGGCCGAGGCGGAGGCGCCAGGUCCGGCUUGCAUUGGGUGCAAGGCCGGGACGCGGAGGCCGAGCAGGAGGAUUUCAUGGAGAGCGAGCGUGAACGGGACGGCGAAGCAGUUGUGAAUUUGAUGUCGUUAAACAAGUACAAGCCGGCAUAAGCCGUUAUUCGAGGAGGCGUUGGGCCGGUACACCGGGGGCAAGGCGUCGCUGUGUGUGCGCGAGGGGGCUCAGCCGAUUUUCUGCCGCGCGCGCCCUCUGCCGUACGCGCUGCGCGCGCGCCUCGACGCCGAGCUGGACGCCAUGCUGGCGGCUGGCGUCAUCGAGCCCGUCGACCACU